GGCACUUUUGACGUAAAUGCAUGGAAGUCGAUUGUUUUUAGAUAACAUUUUUUUACCUUAACCGUUCCGCGUUAUAUAUUCGUUUUAUUUUUUGAUGCAGUGAUACAUUUUGAGGCUUCUAGCCUCCACAAUUAUGGUUCUCAACGCCGCUGUGCAGAUGUUGAGGGAGGCGGAGGAGCUAAAGCAAAACAUUUUGAAAUUCAAAAGUGAGACAUCCAUGCUGCAGGAACGCAACCUGUGGUCCCUGCAGCAACAGCUUCAAAAGAUAUACCAAAAAGUUCUGGUCCUGGACUUGGACUAUGCCCUGGAUAAGAAGGUUGAGCAGGACCUUUGGAAUGUCGGCUUCAAGCAGCAGAUUGAGGCUCUGCAGGCCAUCUCUAAAGAUAGAAAGAACCCUCUCCGGAGCGAGGGCGCCGCCAUGCUGUCGUGGGUGCUGCAAGCGGCCGCCGGCUUCUACCUGUGUCUGUUGCACCAGAUAUGUACGGCUUUUAAACUGGACCUGCCCUUCAGACGCCGCGCCUCCCUCCUUGGCUGGGUGGAGGGCUGGAGCCCCGCUCCCGCCCCCGCGGGCCCCAAGCUCCCGCCCCCCGCCGCGGCGCGCUACAUAUGCCAGCACUGCCUAGUGCAUCUAGGUGACCUGGCGCGGUAUAGACAGCAACCUAGGGUGGCUUAUACUUUCUAUAGGCACGCGCUCGUGGUGUCGCCCCACUCCGGGCAGCCGUACAACCAGCUGGCGCUGCUGGCGCGCCGACGCGGGCGCCGCCUGGGCGCCAUCUACUGGCACGUGCGCGCCAUCCUGGUGCGCGCGCCCUUCCCGCCGGCGCCCAUCAACCUCGCCAGGACGCUGCACGAUGCGGCUGGCCAAGUAGCGCCGCCGGCGCCGGCGCUCCUCCCCGGCCGCGCCGCGCCCGCUCCCGCGUACGCCCCGCCGCGCGACGCGCACGCAUACGUCACGCUACUAAUACGCGCCGUGCGCGACAUACACACAGGGGAGAGAUUGGAAGCGGCCGACCAACUAGUAGAGACCCUAAACACUUCUCUCACGUCUCUAGUCGCCACCGACAGUUUUGAAUCCAUGACUCUGAUUAAGAUGGUAUGCGUGAUAAUAUGGCUAGUGCACACCACAACGGACGAGCUCACGGCCACGGAACAAGCGCUGAGCGAGAGCGAGUCCGCGGCCGCGGCGCUGAGCCAAACGCUGGCUGUGGGCACGCUCCUGGCGCUCUUACUGCCGUCGCAUACCGCUGAGAGCCCUUUGGACCGGGCGCUGCCUGCACUGAAGGUGUGCCUGGAGUGGGUGGUGCAGCACCCGCGGCUCGUGCACUCGGCGCCGUUCGCCGCGCGGCCGCUGCUCUGGCAUGCGCUCGCGCACACCCUCAACAAGCUGCCCAACGAGGACUGCGACAAAUAUGACACCGUACCCCUGCCUGAGGACGAAGAGCUCCACGGUUUCCAACCCCUGGAGCGGUCGAUGGAGCACCUCGAGUUCUGCCACCACGCCGCUUGGGACACGUACGGGCGCAGCGUCCCUGAUGUUGAAGAGGAGAAGCCACUGGACCAGGAUGUGCCCCACCCGUCCGUGGUGUCCCCCGACUGCCUAAGCAACGACCCGGAGCUGGAGGCGCGCGUGAGGGCCAACCGGCUCGUCGCACUCGGCUCGCGGCUCGUCGCCAUUGCUCCCGAACACUUCUCUGUCUCCGUCGAAGACAACACAGCGAGGUUCACGGCGUUGUGUCGCGGCGGCGAGUUGACACGCCUCGACGCGUCGCGACGCGCGUCGGUGGACGCGCCGCCGCCUGUCGUCAUCUCGGAGGCUGAUUUUAGGGAGAAAGUGCGGGAUCAGCGUGUGGGCAUCCUGAAGCCGCAAGGGUCGCUGGAGCGGGCGCGCGAAGAGCGCGCCAUGGCGACCGUCGGUGACCAGGAAUUAGAAGACGCCGCCGCCAAAGAAUGCGCCGAUGAUAAGCGGGACGGCCGGCGGGCGCGCGUCAACAUCGCCAUGGCGGCGAUCCUUCGCAAGCAGGAGGAGUCUUGCAAGCAAGUGAAGUUUAAGACUCCUCCUCCUGUCGCGGAGGAGACAGACCCAGACGCCAAUAAAGACGCCGCCGCCGACACCUCUCUCUUAGAGCGCCCCAAAACCAUGCAACCCAGGCCCCAAAAGUCUCUGGCCCAAAUCCCCGUAGGCAGAAAAACUGGCGGCAUUCUCGCCCUGAAAGACAAGUCGGGUUACCCCCAUCUAGUUGAUAUACCCCCAGAGCCCAAGCCCAAAGAGAAACAGCCUGAGAAGGAUCCGAAAGUCAUCCAACCGCCUACCCAGAAAAAUCAAGGCAAGUGGAACCAGUUUGAACAGCGAGCUGGACAGAGAAAUUACGGAUUGCAAAGCGCCGGCAUCAGCUACAAUCCUCAAUAUAGUCCGCAAGCUAAUAUUAGACUGCCUGUUGUUAACCCGAAAGAGAUAGAUGUCCGUUCCGCGGCGCUGCAGAAGCAAAACGCGCGCGCUGAUUCGAGAGACAAAGGAUACAUGAGCAACGAUAAAAGGCAGUUCCUUAACGAUCUACCUCCUCGCUUCGCCAACCAACGCUGGGCUCAAGAAGAAGAAAAUAAGUUUAGGGAUGACGAUUUCAGAGUCCAAAAUGUCCCAUUAGACGCGAACCUUUUCAAUCAGCCUCCAAAUUGGCUCAGUAUGCCGCCGCCUUUGCUCCCAUCCCAACUGGCUUCCAUUCAACCUCCUCUCAUGUCCCAAAUGGGGCAGAUGCCCAGUCAAAGACCGGGACAGAUGGGACAGAUGUCCCACCCGAAUCAAAUGCAGUAUCCACCACCUAUGUCUAAUCUAAUUCCUAACUUUUGGAAGUCUGAUUAUCCACAAACUUCUAAUGCGAAUCUAGCUCAAUUCUACCCGAGCACAUUCGGGCAGCUCACUCAAAUACCUCAGACGCGUAAGCCGGAUCAGAACUUCAUCAGACCUACUGCUAUAGGUCAAAUGCCUAGACACAUUUCGCCUCCAGGCUACAGCAUGCCCGGUCUAGGUCUAGGUUUCUUUGACCAGUACAAUCCAAUCCAGCAAACAAGGAACUACCUAGAUGAAGGGUCGUUGCAAAGUAACAGAAGUUUCCUAGAAGAAAAAACCUACCAGCCUUUAGACAUGGGGAGGCAUGGGCCGCUGGAUCUAAGUAGCCCCCUACCGGGGUACGAGAGACGCAUGGAAGAUAGACCGCAGGAGGUCCAGGAGACUCCGAGCUCUCUGGACUUGGCCAUGCCUACGGAGGAACCAGUCGCAGUGGGCCGCGAUUCCCCCGCGGAGGACCCCGGCACCUAUUCGCUGUUCAGCGGAGCACCCGGGGCGGUGUCUUGGGGCAACGUCACGCAGAACCAGCCGGGCUCCCCCGAUUGGAUGAUCCCGCCCUAUGAGCCCUGGCAGCCCUUCUCCCUCCACCCCCCUUUGCCCGUGGACACCCCUCCCUCGCCGCCCCCCACACGGAGCGCCCGGGCAGGAAAAAUCUCCAAAACCGCAGUGAAGCCUCCGCACCCUUAUUUUCGACCAUUCUGAACGUGAGUAGGUAACCGAGUAUGGACUGCAAGCCGCUGCUCCGCAUGCAGCUCGACAACACUACGUCCUGCCUUUGACUGUCUAUCCGUUGUAUAUGUCUUUUAAUUCAUUUAAGGAUAAUCCAACUGAAAGCAAAAUUAUUGUGAAUCUCACGUGUGUGAUAAAAACUGAUUAUCGAUGUGUUGGGACACUUGGUAUUAAAUUUACAUUAUUAACCCUUCUCUCCACUUGACUCUAUCCAGGGCCUCCUUGAUUUCCCGAUGGAGAGAGCUACACCAACAAGAGUCUAACUCUUAACAUUUACGACGACGAUUAACCCUUCCCCAGGCCGCACCAACCCACAACGUUUUCCCAAAAAAUCUAAAUAUAUUCCAACCGGCGACGACAACAGCAAAAUCUUAACAAAUUAUACACCUAUUAAUAUAAAAGGUGAAAACCGCAUGAAAAUCCGUUCAGAAGUUUUGGGAUUUAUCGAGAACAUACACACACAUAAACAUACGUAAAGUGUAUUUAUAAUCCAGCUUUGAUGAUUCGUUUGAAGAGAUUUCACUUUUCACGAAACUUCAAUAUAAUUCGAUCCUUAAAUCGGAUUACUAAGGUUGAAAUUUUAUUGGUGCCAAUGAAGUCGAGUUUACUAUGCCUGGAAAAGGCUAAGGCUUAAGGCUAUUAAUAAAUAUUUAUCUUUGUCAAAAUAAGUAAGGUGUUGCAAGAGGAACGGCAGGGUAAAAUGGAUGCCUUUAUUUUUUACAAUGUUUUGGACUUUACCAAUUUAGACCUAUAAGGCUUGUCAUAUAAAAUUAUUUGUUACAUAAAAUCAUAUUAGUUUGAACUUUACAUAAUAUGAUUAAAAUAUAAAUUAUACAAUAAUAUCGAUUAAACAUAGAUAUUUGCUUGUAUAACAAUGCUAACUAUAUUAUUUUAUUCUAACUCUAUUUUUUUACCCUGUCUUGUUAUUCCACUUCCGUUAUACCCUGUUCUGUUCUGGGUACUUCUAGCGAAUGAAUAUCAGCGAAAAUCUAAGUUUGCAAAUUGCGGGCGUUUUUCUCUGUCAGUCUUAUUACGCCUUCAUUGGAGUAAAAGAGAAGAUCCCGCAAUUUGCGAAUUUCGCUUUUCGCGGUAGCCCCACAGGCUCAGCCUAUUUUGGUCACUGACGUGUAGUGCAACUGACAUUGUACAACUAGUUUUGUGUAAUAAACCAUUUUGUAUUUGUAAUAGCUGUCAAUAGAAUAAGGUAUAGAAACUGAAGGUAGUUAAUUCAACCGAUUAAUUAUUAAAUAUUUCCUUAUACCAAUAUAUUUAUUAUAUUGUAUUUUACAUAGACAACCUGUAUCCGUACCUGCACCAAGAUCCUAUCGUUAUUUUUCUUAUGUUUAAUAUGAACUUUGUAAAAUUUGAACCCAUUCACACUUAUAAAUGUAUGAAAUUUCGAAAGUAGGCAUGCUUAAAAGCCUUCUUUAGCGCAGGUACCUUAUUAUAUUCCGUCUUGUUAUACCUACUAAAUGUAGGUAACAUUAUGUAAAAUGACGCAAAAUCGACAACUUGACAAGUCGCAUAUUAAAUUAGCAAAUAUGCAUUUUUGUAAAAAAUAAUGGUAUACUUAGACUUUGGCGUAAGACGUCAAGAUAAGUCAGUAUUUAUAUUUAUAGUGCCAAACAAAUUAGUACCAUCUUCCCUACUCUCCCCUAAAAUCGAAGUUAACUAUAAACAUAAUGUUCGCUAUCUAUGAGUACAUAUAUGUACAAAAUGAAAGUAUUAUUUUUUUAUUUUCAAUGUAAGCAAAUGUUCGAUGUAUUUUUAUGGUGAAUGUUUAAAAGUAAAUAAAAUCAUUUUCGUUAA
Molecule: messenger RNA, 5380 nt
Organism: Cydia fagiglandana
Lineage: Eukaryota; Metazoa; Arthropoda; Insecta; Lepidoptera; Tortricidae
Exons: 20
Coding region: 134-3544 (1136 amino acids)
Biological process (GO): nuclear-transcribed mRNA catabolic process, nonsense-mediated decay
Cellular component (GO): telomerase holoenzyme complex
Molecular function (GO): telomeric repeat DNA binding; protein binding; telomerase RNA binding
Source: RefSeq, a predicted model, not a curated record